AACAUUACUUUUUCUGUCCACUGUCACUCAUUUAGCUCGAGGUUCUCCAUAAGACAAGAACCUGUGAAACGAGUGAGAGUGUGUGCAUCAUGGAUGUUCUUAUGUCCAUGCGUGGGGACGAUCCACACCUAAUGGCUGAGCCGGCGAUCCAGAUCUUCGAGCAGCCCAAGCAGAGGGGAAUGCGCUUCAGGUACAAGUGUGAGGGUCGCUCGGCCGGGAGCAUCCCCGGGGAGAAGAGCUCUGACAACAACAGGACCUACCCCAGUCUGCAGAUCCUGAAUUACUGCGGUAAAGGGAAAGUGCGAGUUUUCUUGGUGACGAAGAGCGAGCCGUACCGACCGCAUCCCCACGACCUGGUGGGCAAGGACUGCAAAGACGGAUUCUACGAGUCCGAGUUUGGUCCCGACCGCAGGGUGAUCGCAUUCCAGAAUCUGGGUAUCCAGUGUGUGAGAAGGAGGGAAGUGAAAGAUGCGAUCGUACAGAGGAUGACCAGAGGGAUCAACCCCUUCAAUGUGCCCCGCGAGCAGCUGCUGCAGACCGAGGAGUACGACUUGAACGUGGUUCGCCUGUGUAUCCAGGUCUACCUGCAGGACGACAACGGCCACUGCACCCGACCGCUCAACCCCAUCGUCACCAACCCCAUCUACGACAACAGGGCCCCGAACACAGCAGAGCUGAGGAUCUGUCGAGUCAACAAGAACAGUGGCAGCGUCAAGGGGGGGGAUGAGAUCUUCUUACUGUGUGACAAAGUACAGAAAGAUGACAUUGAGGUGCGGUUCUUCUCCUCCGACGGCUGGGAGGCCAAAGGCUCCUUCUCCCAGGCCGAUGUCCAUCGCCAAGUGGCCAUCGUCUUCAAGACGCCGUCCUACUACAACACCUCCAUAACCGAGUCGGUCACCGUGCAAAUGCAAUUACGCCGACCUUCCGAUCAGGAAGUCAGCGAGCCGAUGGAUUUCAGAUAUCUGCCCGACGACAAAGAUCCUUACGGCUACAAUGCGAAGAAGCGCAGUCGGGAGCACUUGAUGAGGAUAUCAGGCUUGUCAGGGGGUCAUUUUGCCGGUCUGGCUAUGAACAGGCCCAAGGCGGUGCCACAGACUACCAUGAGUCACAUGCGGAAAGACCCGGGCAACGUUUACCUGAGGCAUCAGCCCACGCCUUCCAUGCAGCUACCACCCUCUGUAUUCAACCAGCCCUACCCACAAGGGGUUCAGAAUGUAAUGAUGACAUCACAGGCUCCUAAUGUGCCAGUCAGCCAUUCAUGGGUAAAUCCAAACCCAGCACUCUCAAUGGAUACAGUCACCAUAAACCAGUCUGGUGCCAUGGGUAAUCUUCCACCUCCUAAUAGCAGCAGGCAACAGCAGCCAAACCGGCGACCUGGUUACCCCCACAGAGUGGAGCACAGCAACUUUGAGAAUAACACCCUCCCCCAGCUCUCUAUGAGGGACUUGCAGUGCUUGGAUACAGUCCCCCAGGCCCCUGUGUUGAGCCAGUUGGAGACCCAGUCGGUCUUCCACCUGCAGCACCAAAGGGAGGAGCAUGCGUCUGAGUCCCGGGCCCAGAACCAUCUAGACAACCAGAACCAGGGACUCCAGACUGUGUGGUCCAAUUUCAGUAACCUCAAUCCAGCCCAGAACACCUUUAACGGGUCAGUACCUGAAGGUGGAGGUGGAGGUGGAGGUGGGUCGCAUCCUUUUUCCUUCCUAGGGGGACUAGAAGGGGAAGAUUUUCUGAAGGGCCUGGUGGGAGGAGGUCCUCAGACUGGCUUCCAGCUGAAGCAGGAGCCCCAGAUCACAGUCGGACAAGAAACCCACGCUCCUCUCAUGCAGUCCCCCAGGGAAAGCCAAGAAAAUACUUACACCAACUUGCUUCCUCGUUCUAUGAACAACGGCACCAACAUGGAUCCAAUGAGGCAUGACGGUAGUGGAAGCACCCAGCCUCUUAAAAAUCUGCAAAAUCCUUACUCCAGCAACAGCAUGGCCUCCGAAGGCCACUUUCCGACUUUGGCUGACUGGAUCAAAGCAUCUCGCCAAAGUGACUAUAAGGAGUGACAGUGUUGGUAUGAAUAAAUAAUAAUAAUCAGAAGCAGCUCAGAGGACUACAUUGGUCUGUCUAAGCCAGGCAUUCUCAGUAGGCCUUUGCUUGGGUUAUUACAUCAGUGGGCAAAUGAGCAAAAUUAUUGGCGGCCAAUUGGAAUCUAUAACCAGACAAAGGCAUUGUUUCUAGGCGAUACAAUUGAUUACGGACUAGUUCCUUCCCAAGAAUGCUUCUCACACCUGAUUGGCCUACUGUUGUGCUCGAGAAGCUGCCAUUGGUCUUUGCUUCCCAUUAUUAAUCUGGAAAGACACCAUUCUCCUAAAGAUGAUUAAUCAAAUUUGGUUUCCUGAUGAAUUUGAGAGAGGAAAAUACU
Molecule: messenger RNA, 2407 nt
Organism: Etheostoma spectabile (orangethroat darter)
Lineage: Eukaryota; Metazoa; Chordata; Actinopteri; Perciformes; Percidae
Gene: rel
Product: v-rel avian reticuloendotheliosis viral oncogene homolog
Exons: 11
Coding region: 90-2048 (652 amino acids)
Biological process (GO): canonical NF-kappaB signal transduction; innate immune response; cellular response to stress
Cellular component (GO): nucleus; cytoplasm
Molecular function (GO): DNA-binding transcription factor activity, RNA polymerase II-specific; RNA polymerase II cis-regulatory region sequence-specific DNA binding
Source: RefSeq, a predicted model, not a curated record